Stylophora pistillata is the source of this 1934-nucleotide messenger RNA. Its product is annotated as transmembrane prolyl 4-hydroxylase. Gene Ontology annotation, biological process: peptidyl-proline hydroxylation to 4-hydroxy-L-proline. Lineage: Eukaryota; Metazoa; Cnidaria; Anthozoa; Scleractinia; Pocilloporidae. Gene Ontology annotation, cellular component: endoplasmic reticulum. The record is from RefSeq and is a predicted model, not a curated record. Gene Ontology annotation, molecular function: iron ion binding; procollagen-proline 4-dioxygenase activity; calcium ion binding.
CUUGGACUAUUAACUAAGUUUCAAACUUCCUUGGGAAACCAGCUCGUGCCUCUUCUCUACGCAGCUGAACCGGUUGAAACUCGCUUUAUUCAGUCACCGGUGGCCUAGCCUUUGUUCGUGUGCAGCAGGGACCUGCAGAGGCCUGAGAAAGGGAUAUUCAACGCAAACGCAGAUUACACAUAGUCCAUAAAGCACCUACUUUCCUUUAAAGGAUUUGUUGUUUGAAGUCGACAUGAAAAACAGGGUAUAUUUUGCAGUUUCUUGCACAAUUUUGCUAAGUUUUAUGUGGAACACCAAAAUCGCGGAAGCGGGAGACUAUAUCGACAAAACAAAAUGGCUUCCCAAACUACGUGAUCCAAUUAAGGUUGGUCAUGAAGAAGAAAUGAUGGUGUUUCCAUUUCACAAAAGAAAGGUGAAAACUAUCAGUAUGAACCCGCCGAUAUUUGAGAUUUCCAAUUUUCUGACGGAUGUUGAAUGCGAUCACCUAAUCAGUUAGGCCAAGCGCCUCGGUUUAGAGAAGAGUCCCUUGGCAAAGGCUGACACUGUCAUCGAUGACGAAACAUCACAGAGAACUUUUAAGAUUUGGGAUAACAACGACGACGGGUUUAUAGAGCCCGUUGAGAUUAUGCACGUUCGUGGAAAGGAAGACCUCUACUUUACAGAAGACGACCUCCUAGAAAUGUUUGAAGAACUUGAUAUGGACAAGGAUAACAACGGUAAAAUUGACUUCGAAGAAUUUAGCAAGGUAACUGUUCCGGUGAUAAAAGAGUACUUCGACAAAGUGCGAAGAACAAAACCGCGACUACGCAGCCGCAACAGUAGGCAAGUUUGGAUGUUCCACAAUGACCCAAAGUAUCCACUCCUCUCGGAUUUUCAUGGCAGAUUGUCACGUUUAAGUCUUCUUCCAGAGGAAUUUAUCAACAAUACAGAGCCUCUACAGGUGGUCAAGUAUGAUGUUCACGGCCAUUAUCACUGUCACCACGACUCAGAUGAUUUGAACCCAAAGCUACAGUGCUGUUCUUAUGCGAAUGAAGACGACUGCCGUCUAUGCAGACUUGUCACAGUCCUAUUGUACUUGAACGAACCUCAGGAAGGCGGAGAGACGGCGUUUCCAGUGGCGGGCAACGAAACGUUUUCCGAGGAGGCGUGGGAGAGAGGUGAAGGCUGGAAGUGCAAUCUCGCACAAAACUGCCAUAAAAGUAACCUGGUCAUCAAACCAGAGAAAGGAAAGGCGAUCAUGUGGUACAACCACCAUCUGGACAAAAACACAGGUUGGCUUGGUGAGUUGGACCAGUUGGCACAACAUGGCGGCUGUGACGUAAUAAAAGGCACAAAGUGGGUUGCAAACCUCUGGCUGACCCUUGUGGGAGAGCAAGGCACUGAGGAACCAUUCAAGGGAUGGAUUGAUUAUGGAAAAGACGAGACUAAGUACAAACCUGGUACAGACUGGAGAGGAGAUCUAGUAAAACAAGACAACGGGGCAGAAGAAAGCAGCGACCAGAAAAACGAAGAAACUGAACAGAAGAAAAGUGAAAUUAAGGAUGAAGAGAAAUGGAAAGAAGAGAAAGAGAAAGCUAUAAAAGAGGCGAAAGACAUAGGAGGUGGUUCUUAUGAUGUGAAACUGGAACUCUAAGUGGAAAUUUCCUUUUAAUUGUUUCCUCUCUAAAGGAAUCAACUGAGAAAAAUUUUCCAAUAAUUUAAAUUAGGAAAUAAUUGUUAGGGGUGAGGUCUAUUUCGAGAAAAGCUAAUUUAGGGUAAAUUUUAAAUGUUUCUUGACUAUACUCUAAGACAUUUUCACAAGUCUCGGCCAUUUAUUUCACAAAAUGACAUUUUACUAGACAAAGUUGAGUCAAAAGAGACAAAAAAAAAACCUCUACGUCACGUUGUUUCUUGUUAGUAUUAUCGUUUUGGAAUAAAUUAUUUUAAUUCCUUGA